Messenger RNA from Sordaria macrospora k-hell, 621 nucleotides. RefSeq lists its product as uncharacterized. NCBI's taxonomy places the organism in Eukaryota, Fungi, Ascomycota, Sordariomycetes, Sordariales, Sordariaceae. Gene Ontology annotation, cellular component: cytoplasm. The record is from RefSeq and is a predicted model, not a curated record. Gene Ontology annotation, molecular function: lipid transfer activity. Gene Ontology annotation, biological process: intermembrane lipid transfer.
AUGUCUACCGGCCAGAUCCCCCCCGGAGGUACCUACCUCGACACCCUCAAGCGCUCCUUCACCGACGUCCCCGCCCAGGCCGACAAGGAGAAUGCCAUCCCCACCACCGAGUUCCUCGAGGCUGCCGAGUCGCUAGUCUCCAUCUUCGAUGUCCUCGGCUCUGCCGCCUUCUCCCCCGUCAAGAGCGACAUGCUCGGCAAUGUCGAGAAAAUCCGCCAGCGUUUCCUUGCCCACCCCACCGAGUCCGAGACUCUCCAAGACCUUGUUAACAACGAGCAAAAGGAGAAGCAGAACAAGGCCGGCCAGGCCCUCCUCUGGCUUGUCAGAGGUCUCGAGUUCACAUGCAAGGGUCUCGCCAACAACGUCGUUGCUGCUGACCAGGAGCUUUCUACCUCCUUCCGCGCCGCCUACGACGUCACCCUCAAGCCUCACCACAGCUUCCUCAUCAAGCCCAUCUUCAGCGCCGCCAUGAGCGCCUGCCCCUACCGCAAGGACUUCUACAGCAAGCUCGGCGACGACCAGGACAAGGUCAAUGCUCAGCUCAAGGAGUACCUCGCCGCUCUCGAGAACAUUGUCAACAUUCUCAAGGCCUUCCUCGACAGCAAGGGCAUCAAGAAAUAA